Molecule: messenger RNA, 1281 nt
Organism: Plasmodium adleri (nom. inval.)
Lineage: Eukaryota; Apicomplexa; Aconoidasida; Haemosporida; Plasmodiidae
Product: type 2A phosphatase-associated protein 42, putative
Exons: 1
Coding region: 1-1281 (426 amino acids)
Biological process (GO): regulation of signal transduction; regulation of dephosphorylation
Cellular component (GO): cytosol
Molecular function (GO): protein phosphatase 2A binding
Source: RefSeq, a predicted model, not a curated record
AUGAAUGUUAAUGAAAUACUAUCUAUAUAUGAUAGUUUAUAUUCUAUGUUUGAUAAUUAUAUUAUAAAUAAUAAUAAAGAUGGAAUUUCUAAGUACUGUUCUAUAUUUGUCAAGAAAGAAUUUGUGGAAUUUUUAAGAUAUGAUGUUAAUAUAAAAAUUAUAUCCAAUAAAAAGGUUAUAAAGAAUAAAGAUGAAAUAAUUGAUGAACUUCUUUAUGCUUUUAAAACGAUGGGAUCUUAUAUUAAUAAGAGUGAUUUGUUUUCAAAAAAUGAAGAAAUAGAAGAUAUAAAUACCAAAUAUAUUAAACUAUUACUUAUCCCAUUUAUUUUAGGGAGCUUAUGUUAUGAAACAUUAAAUAUAAAUAUACGAUAUGAAAGAUUAAAAGAUGCUAUAUUAUAUUAUAAUGAAUUUCUUAGAUUGAUAAAUAUGUUUAAAAUUAUUGAUAUCGAUGAUUAUUUAUAUGAUGAAGGAACACAAACAAAUCUAACCAAUAGAAGAAAUAUUAAAAUUAAGAGAACAAAAGAUGAACAUAAAUUUGAACUCAUGUAUAAUGAUAUCUUACAAAAAAUUAAUGAUCAAAAUAAUAAACAAAAAGUAAAAGAUAUACAACAAAAUAUAUCUAAUAACACAUAUGAUACUUAUAAUGAUAUAGAUGAUGAAGAAAUAAGAAAAAUGUAUAUCUCUCUAAUCCAACAUAAAUGUAUGCAAACAUUAAAUACUAUUGAUUUAAUCCAUACAGAAUUACCACUUUUAAAAAUGAGAAAUGAUAAACAGCAAGAACAAAGAAAUAAAGACGAACAAUAUAAUAAAAAUAAUAACAAUAAUAAUAAUAAUAAUAAUAAUAAUAAUAACAAUAAUAAUAAUAAUAAUAAUAAUUUUUAUAAUAAUCAUUCCUCAAAUGAAAUAAAAAAUGAAGCAAUCAAAAAACCAUGGUUUUUUACUAUUAAAAAAAAUAUGAAACCAUCUGAUAUAACCCAACUAAGAAAUUAUUAUAAAGAUUUAGUGUUUAAACCUUUUCAUAAUUUACCAACUAUUUCUUUAGAAGAAUGUGCUCAAAUGGAAAUGCAGUAUUCCUUAAAAGAUACGAAUGAUAUUAAUAAUACACAAGGCUAUAGAAACCUAAAUGAAGAAAAAGAACUAUUAAGAAAUGAAAAAAAUGAUGAUUAUUAUAAGGACCAAUUAAAAAAAGAAGACGAAAAGGACCUACAUGAUAAGGAGUGGGAUGAUUGGAAAGACUUACAUCCGAAGGGUAUAGGAAACAAAAAUAAAAAUGUAGGUUAA